CGGGAGCGCGGCCGGGCCCGCCCCCGGGCGGUGCGGCCCCGCCGGCCCGGCCCCGCGCCCCGGACGCGGUUGUGGCGGCGGAAGGGGCGGGGCGGGGCGGCGGCGGGCCCGGCGCGAUGUUCCUGACGGCGGCGGCCCUGGCCAAGAGCAAAUCUAAAUACAUUCUGGUGAGGAUGAAAAGCGCUGCGGAGACAGGCUACUGCUUCAACAUCAGGAGACUCCGGCUGCAGGAAAAACUGGUCUUACUGAGAUAUGAUCCCAUUGCAAAACAACGUGUCCUCUUCACAGAGAAGAGAAAAAUCCGUUCUGUGUGAACAAUGACUGGACUUGAUUUAUACAUGAGAAGAGGAUGGUCUGGGGGGAGGAUGGGGUGAACACUGAUUCAGAAAUCCAGCAACACGGGCUGAAAAGAGAGGAAAUGAACUGGGAUCACCGUCUCCUGUGAUUUGAAGGCCAUUGUGAAUAAAACAAUGUAGAGAGAGAAAAUUCUUAAUGUCUGGACAUAGAUCAUCACAGUAACAUUUAUUUAUCUUUUGAGUUAUUUUUACAGUGCUCAAUUAAAAAAAAUUAAAUAGAAAA
Messenger RNA from Prinia subflava (tawny-flanked prinia), 579 nucleotides. RefSeq names its product mitochondrial ribosomal protein L33 (gene MRPL33). The record is from RefSeq and is a predicted model, not a curated record. The coding region runs from base 117 to 314 and encodes 65 amino acids. The transcript has 4 exons. Gene Ontology annotation, biological process: translation. NCBI's taxonomy places the organism in Eukaryota, Metazoa, Chordata, Aves, Passeriformes, Cisticolidae. Gene Ontology annotation, molecular function: structural constituent of ribosome. Gene Ontology annotation, cellular component: mitochondrion; ribosome.